AUGAGACUACCAACUCAUGCGAUAGAUCCAGACGGUGAAGUGAUCAUAGUAUUGCGUAAUGCAAACUCUCCUUUUGCACAAGCGCCUGGAAUUACGACACCUGGUAUGACCCUCUCGGAAUCCAGUCAUUGUUUCAAGAGUCCUGCUGAAGUGAUCAAAAUCUCAGUAACCUAUCCAGGGAAGCCGACAAAUAAUGAUCCUGCUACCGAAGCACAAGCCUGUGAACUCUCCAUUCAAGUCUCUGCGAAGCAUUUAAUAUUUGCAUCCUCGGUGUUCAAAAGCAUCCUCACCGGGGCUUGGAAGGAAAGCAUUACUUAUAUGGAAAAAGGCUCAGUUGAAAUUACUGCAGAGAGCUGGGACUUCGAAGCAUUACUGAUAGUACUCAAUGCUAUUCAUGGUAAAUACCACCAGAUACCGCAAAAUCUGACCCUUGAGAUGCUCGCCAAAGUCGCUGUCAUUGUGGAUUACUAUGAUUGCAAGGAAACUGUGUAUAUCAUGAAGGACAUAUGGAUCGGUAAUCUGAAGGAAAAGAUCCCUACAACAUAUUCUCGGGAUUUGAUUUUGUGGUUAUGGGUUUCUUGGUUUUUCCAACUCCCCUCCCAGUUCAAAGAGACGACAUCCACUGUUAUGUCAUGCAGUGGAAAUUUGAUUGAUAGUUGGGGGCUUCCGAUCUCUGAUAAGGUCAUCGGAUUAAUGAACAAACUGAGACAGGAGGCUAUCGAUCCCUGGAUUGUCCGACUUUAUGAAACUCACGAUGCCCUCCUGAAUGGCCGUCAGGGCUGUUGCUUUGAGUGCACGUCAAUUAUGUAUGGAGCUCUUGCUACACAGAUGCGCUCAGGUAUGUUUCUUUGGAGGCCUGUGGCUCCUUUUCCCUACCUCAAUCACAGAAAUCUCAUACGGACGAUAUUGGCGUUUAAAUCACCAGGCUGGGGUUCCUCGGAGAGACGUUAUGGGGCCAGCUACAACAUCCACAAAUGUGCCAACUCAUCCUUCGAGUCCCUAUCCGCGAACUUGAAAACCUCCAUUGAAGGGUUGGACUUGAAUAGCCUUGAUUCCUUAUAA
This is a messenger RNA of Penicillium psychrosexuale, 1062 nucleotides long. RefSeq lists its product as uncharacterized. The record is from RefSeq and is a predicted model, not a curated record. Bases 1 to 1062 code for a protein of 353 amino acids. The transcript has 2 exons. Lineage: Eukaryota; Fungi; Ascomycota; Eurotiomycetes; Eurotiales; Aspergillaceae.